AUGCUGUGUAGGCUCGGAGGUCCGUUGCCGGCUAUGCUCACCAGCGCCAUCCUAGGCCAAGCGCAGAGGGACUUGGUGAUCCGCCGCACUCCCACGGUGAAGCUGAAGAUGAACAUUGAGAUCAGCAUCGAGGAGUUCAACGCGGACCAGUUCCAAACGAACUUGGCCAUUCUGCUGGGCAUCCCACCAGAGCGCAUCGUGGUGGCUGCCGUCUCUGCCCGACGCCGGCUGACCUUGGUGGAGACGGACGAGUCAGAUGCCAGCUCUGUGCUUUGUACUUCCUUGGACGAUUGUCAGACGCCAAGGCGUCGUUUGGCGACCACCACGGCCACUGCUUUGGACGUGUCCAUUACCCCCUCGGACGAUGCCGCAGCCGCAGCAUCUGGCGGCGACGCGGCCAGCACAGGCACGGAUGCCUUGAACGCACAGACCUCGGAGCUGACGGAGGUGAGCAACAACUUGCAGGCCCUCUCCAGUGGAUCAGAGCUGGCGGCUGCAGUGGGCGCCGAGGUGGUGGUAGAAGAGAUCGCUGCUCCGGUGGAACCUGAUGAGGCGGCCAACGAGGCUGUGCCCAGCGAUGCGGAGACGGCGACGGUGGAGGUCAUCGAUGUCACUGCGGUGGCCGAGACCACUGCUUCUGCAGAGGUGUCGGCGCAGGCAAACUGUGUCACCACCUUCGGAGUGAGCGUCAGUGAGCUCAGCGUGCUGUGA
Messenger RNA from Effrenium voratum, 711 nucleotides. Lineage: Eukaryota; Dinophyceae; Suessiales; Symbiodiniaceae. The record is from the annotation of a GenBank genome assembly.